This is a messenger RNA of Branchiostoma belcheri (Belcher's lancelet), 7514 nucleotides long. RefSeq lists its product as uncharacterized. The transcript has 37 exons. Gene Ontology annotation, molecular function: nucleic acid binding; ATP binding; protein binding. The record is from RefSeq and is a predicted model, not a curated record. Gene Ontology annotation, biological process: germ-line stem cell division; transposable element silencing. Bases 69 to 7217 code for a protein of 2382 amino acids. Lineage: Eukaryota; Metazoa; Chordata; Leptocardii; Amphioxiformes; Branchiostomatidae.
UACAUCAUAUUCCCUGCAAGAAAGGAGGCCACAUUUCUAGUAUUGUUCCUGAAUAAGCUACAGUCACCAUGGAAAUCACAAUUCUAAAGGUUGUAAAGGCUGACCAUUUCUGGGCCAAGGAAACCCCUGGGACUAUGAUGUCAGAGGAGACCAGGAAGUUUCAACAGUUAUCCAAACAGAUCAAUGACUUCUUCAGCAUGGAUCAGGGCAUAUGUGUGCCAGCACAGGGACAGCUGUGUGUGGGGAAACGUCCAGAAGACAAGCUGUGGUACCGAGUCAGGGUCAAGACCAUCUUACACUCCAAAAGUGGACCACUGGCUUGUUGUUUCCUGUUGGACUAUGCAGAGGAGUGCCAAAUUCCAUGCCACUGGUUGAGAGAAGCCCCAGCACAGUUCAUGCAGCUCCCCUGGCAGGCUAAGGAGUUCCGUCUGUAUGGUCUACAGCCUCUCACUCUCAUCACUUCUAUAGAGGACUUCACCACCACAAAACAGCCCUGCAAGAAGUAUGACACUGCAGCAAAUGAGUAUGUUAGCAAGCUAGUGAAAGAGUCGUAUGGUGCCUCGGUCCAUGUCUACCUGGUGGACAACAAUGUCCACUACGUCAACCUGUACCUGAAAAGGACAACCCACACUGUGUGUGUGAACGAUGACCUUGUCUCCAAGGAGUAUGCUAAGUACAGUGAAGAUGAGGAAGGUACCUGCCAACCAGCCAAGUUUUGGGCGGAAAAGACGAUUAAGUCCAACAUGAGGAUGCUGAGUCCCAUGUUCUCGCCGUCAGCUGCCUCAGCAGGGCGUGUGUCGCCCCAGCUGACCUCCCCUCCACCACUGUCCCCGGACCCCAGCCAACGGUCAUCUCCAUGUGGUGGACUAGCGGCCAUGCUUGGUCUGGAUCCAAUGAUAGUGACCGAACCGGUUCUAACAACCCCAACUGCCAACAUCCAGCAUCAAGCUGAUAGUGAAAAAGAACGACAGACGGGCACAGGAGUGCCCAACAACGGCAACAGGCAUGCGUCACCAGUUGUUGCUGCUGCUGUUGAACUCUCUGGAUUAGCAAUCAAGUCCCCAGAUGGAACUAAGACUAAAGUUGUAUCUCCAGCUGAAGAGAAUAGAGAGAUUUUAAAUCAGCAGAUAUCUGGAGGACAUCCAAGGGAGAGUUCCUCUGUAACAACAAGCCCCUCUGUACGAGCAAUAAAGCCAGGACACGGUUUGCAGAGCAGACGAGGAACAUCAAAAGCUGCUGGAACCUUGAACACUCCUCCCUUAAAGCCUGCAGGGAAGGAUCUGAGCCCUAGAAAGAUACUCAAGGCAGCCCGUACCUUGCAGCCAAGCCCUGGACGUAUUAUUGGAAAUGGCAGCAUCGCUGUGAACCCUGAGUGCUUGAAAGGUAACAGUGGUCAAGAAACAACGUGGAUCCCUGGUGCAUCCCCACCUUUGAAUGACAAAGGAGGGCAAGAAAUCAGGAACAGGAGAAGUUUUCCUCCAGAUCAGGUAAAAUCCUCUGGACAUUCCGUCAGGAAGGUGGAUGAGGUGAUCCCUAGAAGUUCCCGAUCUGUGGAGAGUAGGCUGAAGGCAGCGUAUUCGCAGACGUCAACAUUGGGGAAGGAGUGGACACAACUUGUGGAUAAAACAAGACCUGUCAGACAGAGAUCGUUGUCACCCAUUCCUGUCAACGUUGGUGUUACUAGAAUUAGUAGGGCAAAAAGUCCUCCCAUGCAGGGAGGUAAGGACAUAUCCCAAAGUCUCAGUGUGUCCCCUGAAAGCAUCUCAACAGCUGUUAGUGCCACUGGUGGCCAUGCAUCUGCCGAGAAGUCUGCCGACAGUAAGAGUACUGGGAUGUCAGGAAGUGAUAUGCACAGCACAUUGAAGUCUGAGCAAACUCCAGCUGCAGUUCUGGGGAAUUCUGCCGGGAGGCAUGACGACAUUUCUGGAAGCAAUACGAGUCAGUGCAAGGCUGGUAGCUCUGGUGGUGGAAGUGAUGCAAAAGCUGAAGGAAGUUGUACAACUGGUGCUGGAGGUGACGACGUGGCUACUAGUACUACAUCUGUACAUACUGGCUAUACUCCAGCAAGGCUUCCCCGGAUCAACCUACAUGGGAACCCUCUCAGGGAUAGCCUUUUCCCUACACUUUCCUCUGGCUCUGGGGACCUUUCUACCACAGAACCUUCCACAAGUGAGGGAGAGGAGUCGCCCGUACGCAGGAAAAACAAGGUCCCCAGUAUCGGGGAGAGACUGCUGCAGGUCCUGAUGCCUCAGAAGUGGGAGGAGCCCAGCAGAGCACAGGCACAGCUCACCAGCCAUCCACAGUCGCCCAGUGGACCGCCGUUGUCCCUAGCAGGUCAUCAGAUGUCUACAGUUGGGGAUGGUGUGGCAGUAAAAGGAGACAUCCCACCCAAACCCUGCACCAUGUUGGAGAAAACACCAUUCCCAGAGUAUAUAUUACAGUCUCUGAGCACCAGGAACCACCACACACCCAGCAAGGUCCAGAGCUACUGCUGGCCAGCCAUCAUGAGGGGGCGGGACCUUGUAGCCAUGGCGCCAGCAAGUACCGGCAAAACCCUGGCUUACCUUCUACCCGUAAUAACUCAGCUUACACAGACUGCUGGGUUGGAGGGACUGCCAGCAGGGAAUGGGCCGAGGUCCAUUAUCCUGUGUCCCUACUGGAAAAGUGCCCGUGGUGUGUUUGACGAGUGGUGGGAGUGCCAGAAACACAUGGCCGACAAGAAGUCUACACGGGUACUGAUCAUCUAUGGAGCAGGUGCUGAGGAUGACCAAAUGGUUCCCCUGAUCAAUGGGUGUGACAUGCUGAUUGCCACGCCCCGCUGUCUGCUGAGGAUGUUAGAGAAGAGAUACACUAACCUGGACAGGCUGUGUCAGCUGGUCGUGGAUGAUGCUGACACUCUGACAGAGGUGUACACAGAUGAGAUUAAAUCCUUAAUGAGGCUGUAUGGGAAAGCCAUUGCUGACCAGCCUGACCGCAGUGUCCCGAGGCAGAUUGUCCUGAUUGCCAGACAAUGGACAGCAGGGAUUGAGUCCUUCCACAGGGCCUACAUGACUCAACCCCUCCUGGUCUUCACUAGCAAGGUGGAGGAAGCUGUGUACAGUAAGGUCAAACAGAUUGUGUCGGUGGUCCCAUCUACUCUGCGAUACACAGAGCUGCUGAACUUACUGGACCAGUGUGAAGGGGCGGGGCACAAGAUAAUGGUGUUUGUUGAAGAUGAUGAGGAAGCUGAAAACGUCACACAGCUUUUCAAGACUUACAGCCACAACACCCUGUGUGCUUACACUGACCAACACCAGUACCAGAUAGACACGGUCAUGAAAGAAUGGACAACGCACCACAGGAAGGACUCCCUGCCUGUCUUAGUUCUGACCGACUCAGUCAUACCAGACCUCAGCAUCAGAGAUGCCACCUGUGUGAUACACUACAGCUUCGCUCAGUCUGCUCUCAAGUUCAGCGCACGCUUGGGAUGUAUGACCAACAGCUUCAACAAGGAUGUUAGCAAGGAGAAGAAGAAGACCCCAGGCUGUGUGUCUUUCAUCCUGGUGACUGAGAUGUGCACCAAGUACGCUAUAGGCCUGCAGGAGAUUGUGACCUUGGUGAGGAGGUCUGGAGGUCAUGUGUCACAGGAUAUGCUGGACAUGUGCAGCAAGGCCUGGAUGGCUAAGCAGAUAGGAAGAGUGGACGACAGUUUCUGCCAUGCCAUGAAGGCGUUCGGCCACUGUGCAGAGCAGGCCAGGUGUAAGGCCAGACAUAUUGUAGUACCUGAGGUGGACCAGCCUGGGGAGGGGAUGCCUACCUUAGGAUAUGUGAAGAUCCUGGUGACCCAUGUGAAGGAUGCCAACUGUUACUAUGGGCGUAUCCUGAAACACUGGGACUGGGACAGGAGGGCUGUACCCAGGGAGAACACAUGUCUGCCCCUCAUGGCUGACAUAGGACUGUACUACAGCAGGCAGGAGAACAAAGUACCAGUCGUGACAGCCCAGGUGGGUGACCUGUGUGCUGUACGGGACAAGCAGAACACGUUCCACAGGGUUCGAGUCACCAAGAUCAGAGUAUGGGAAGGCUUCACCACCAAGUUUAUAGCCACUGUCUUCCACCUAGACGAGGGAAAGACAGAGGAUCUGGAGGUUACAGAACUGUUGAACCUGCCAGGACACUUGGCAGCGGUACCAGCACAGGCUGUGGAGGUAUUUCUGUGUGGAGUGUGUCCGAUCGAUCAGGACAAAGGGUGGACAGACAUGGCCAACAAAUUCACUGCUGCACUCAUCGGUGGCAAGGAACUGGAAGGCAGGGUGGCUCUCUGUUUGGGACACACCCUGUGGAUGGAGUCCCUGGUGGAAAGGAAAGUUCUACAGGGCAUCAAAGCCACGACAAACAAACACAACAUCAGGAGGGAGCUACUACGUGUAUGCUUGGCUGAAAAGAACCCAGAUCAUGUAUCACUCCUGAGACAAGCCUGUGACGGGAAGAUGGCCCUCCCUGAGUAUAAACCUCCAUCUAAAGCGCCCCCUGCCAAGCCUGGGCAGAAGUACAGCACGGCCAAUCCCCCUCCCACAGCCGCCCUGCCUGAGUCAGGGUUUGAUGAGGUGUAUGUGUCAGCUGUGGAGCAUCCUGGGCUGAUAUAUGUGCAGAGGAAAUACUAUGCCAGAGAGUUGGAAGCUCUGACUGCAGAAGUCAACAAUGAGGAGAAGCUUGCGGCUGCACCUGUAUUGGAGAAGGUGGCACCUGGGCGGCUGUGUGUAGCUGUCUUCCCUCAGGACAACAGAUGGUACAGAGCCCGUGUACAGCAGGUGCAGGAAGAGGAGAUGUGUGAAGUCUUCUACUUGGACCAUGGAGACACAGCCAUCAUCCCCAGGGGGUCCUUAAAGGAACCGUGGGUGGAAGUCAUGCAGCUUCCAUUCCAAGCCAUCGAGGCCUGCCUAGGUUCUAUCCAGCCCCUGCAUGGCCAACAGUGGAGUGAGGAGUCUGGGGAUGAGCUGUGGGACAUGGUGUUUGAGAAAAUGCUCUUCGCUCAGGUCCUGUCAGUUGGACCAUCUGAAUAUGGGAAUGACAACCGUUACAAGAUGGAGCUGUACGACACGUCAGCCGAGUAUGACAUCAUCAUCAGCCAGGAGAUGGUCAUGCAGGGUCACGGGGUCGUGUCGGGGUCACCAGAGGUCAUCAACCUGCUGUUUCCCAUGGUGGAUGAUCCUGCCUGGUUGGAGUCCCACCCAGACCCUUCAGAACAGAUCUGUCUCCUGUGUGCACAGCUGUGUCAGACGUCUGACUCAGGCCACAGGCUGGAGCUGGCUAGACAGAUAGACAGCAUUGUCAUCAACAACCCUACGAAACGUGACAGCAUGCAGGAGAGUAGAGGUGUGAGCUCUGUGUGCCUGAUGCUGGGGUACUGUACAGACCCUGCCGUGUUAGAGAGCCUGGCGGUCAGUCUGGGGUACAUGGUCAUCAACAGUCAGGCCAACUGUGAGGAGGUCAGGACCACGGGAGGGCUCAGGACACUCUGUAGGCUGCUCAAGAAGGAUUAUAGACCUGAGCUUCAGAAGCAGCUGGUAUGGGCCCUGAAACAUCUCGCUCUGAAUGAGAGCAACAGAGAGGCUAUACAGGAGCUGGGUGGACUGAGAACUCUGUGUCACCUUCUGGCAGACACCAAGAGUCUGCAGGUCCAGGAGAAUGUGUGCUGUUGUCUGGGCAACCUUGUCACUGAAAAUAAGAUAAACUGCAGUGCAGUUGCAGAGUGUGGAGGACUGCACACUGUGUGCCAGCUGGUGAAGGGCUGUGCAGACAGCGCCGUGUUGGAGCCAGCCUUACAGCUGUUACAGCAGCUGGCCACACUGUCUGCCAACAGAGCAGCCAUCACAGCGGAGGGAGGUGUGGAGAUGCUGUGUGAGAGGGUACAGAACAGCCAGAGUGACAAGGUUCUGGUGCAGGCUCUCAGGGCACUGAAGGCUGUCACCUUCAGGUGUGAGGAGAAUGUAGCUGUCCUGGUGGAUAGGAGUGGAGUAAGGGAAGUCAUAGAGAGGUUUGCCUCCAGUCACCAGAGUCAAGAGAUCAGCAGUCAGUGUAAAGACCUGCUGUCCAAGUUUGGGCCUCCUUCAAGGACAAAACCUGUCACUUGUGCAAAACCACCUGUCAAUCAUUCCAAUGGCAACCAUUCAGAAGUCAGUACAAGUAACCUGCUCCCCUCCCCUAAGCUGACUUCCAGCCAAUCAGCAUAUGGCACAAACAGGCCAAAUUUCUCUCAUCAUUCCAGCUCUAGCCAAUCAGAAUCAAGCAUGAGAAGGCCAGGCUCCUCCUCUCUCAGUUCCAACCAAUCAGCAUCUCUGGAGCAUACCCUUCCCCCUCAGCUGCAGGCUGGUCAACCUACGUCUGGUGUAAAUACUAGUAGUCAAAACCCUUCUCAUCCUUCAGACUCAAGCAGUCAUGGUUCAGCCACUCAAUAUCAUGAUAUCAAAACAAGGAAGGCACAGGUUUUGGCACAUCAUUGGACAAGACACAGGACACGGAGACCCAGUCUGGAGCCUGUCCCAGAAGGGAAUGGAGAGCCUAUCCACGAGGAGGAUGAUGAUUUCAACGACAUGCCACCACUGGAGACUACAGAGGAGGAAGAAUCUCAGUUACCUGCUAAAGGUGGUCACAAGAUUCAGAGCCUGCACCCAAAGGUCCUGUGGUCCCAGCAGAAGGCAACAGUGACCCUGAGCGUACAACUGCGAGGUCUGUUACAAAAGCCAAACGUAACCUUCCUACCCACAGCUCUACACUUCAGGUCGUUCUUCAGAGGCACAGACUACAUCCUUAACCUGGACCUGUACGACAAGGUGCAGCCUGGCGGGUGUUCCUGUCGACUGACAGGAAGUGAUGUCAUCCUCACCCUGAGGAAGGAGAAGCCGGGACCCUGGCCUCGACUUACACGCACCAAGUCCAAGCACCCCUGGCUUGGUAUUGACUUUGACAGAUGGGAGGACGUGUCAUCUGAUUCUGACUCAGAAUCUGAGCCGGAUCCAAGACAGAAGAAAAAUGUGCCACCACCGACACUGACACAGCACAGACAUAAAGAGAGAGGAGGGCUGCCAUCUACCCUGGCCAACGUAAUCCUGCCAGAAAUGGACAUGUCCUCGGACACCAACAGUCACCUGCACGACUCUGACCACUACUCGGACUCUGACGGGGAGGUGGGAGGGUCGGGGUACAAGAUGAACGACCCGCGCUUCAUCGGGAUGUAGACAGAGAAGAUGUGGCCUUUGAUACUGAUGGUUAGGCCACGUUUAUCUAUUUCCUUGGUCUGCAGAUAUCAUAACAUUGAGCAAGAGUGCAACAUGAACUGAAGGCAUAAAGCUCCACUUUUGUAUUGUUAUAAGUACAAGCUGUGUAAGUAUAGGCUGUUGGUCUGAUUCAUUCACAUAAGGGUGUAUCACGCUCUUACUGAUAAGUGUGGUGGGUUCUCUAAAAUGCUUGAUAUGUGGCUGUCCAUACAUGGAACAUCCCUUUCAACAGACUACAAUCCCUGCCAGUAGCUAAAU